AAAAUUGAUUAUGGCAAUAUUUUUUCCCGCUUCCAAACGUCAAACCGCCGGGCAGCGGACCAAUGCGAGCCAAGUGCGAACGGAAAAAAAUAAUCGAGCAAGCGCGGCAGCCGCGAGCGGGCUGCGUAUCGGUGUCUUAUUUUGUCAGCUGAUUCUGAAUUUUCGAUCGAAUUUCCUCGCAAACCCGACAAUAUUAAUGUAUUAAACAUUUUACAAAUAAUUACUGUGAAUCACACUAUUUUAAUACAAGACUUGUUGUACAAAUAUUGAUUGAGUGAGACUUGCAAAUCGUUGAAUUGUUGUGCAGUGCAAAAUUUUAAUUGAUUUAAGAAUAAUGACAGUUGUAUUUUCCGUGUAGUGGGUGACCUUUUUUCCUGAAAAUGUCGUUGAAGAAAGAAUCUCGCACUGACGUGCAGUUCCACCUGGCAGCGCUGCGAGGAGACUGCGAGCGGCUGCGGCAGUUGCUCGACACCGGCAAGGUGCACAUCGACUCCAGGGACAGGGAUGGUACGACGCCCUUGAUCCUGUCUGCCGCGAUGGGACACACAGAGUGCGUGAAAGAACUUUUGGCCCAGGGGGCUGAUCCCGCCUGUUGUAGAACGACAGGAACGAGCGCGCUGUUCUUCGCGGCGCAGGGCGGUUUCCUUGACGUGGCGCGCCUGCUACUCGACGCCGGCGCCGCCAUCGACGCGCCCAGCACGGAUGGUGGCACCCCAUUGUUCGUGGCUUGCCAGUGCGGUCAUUUGCCGGUGGUCGAAGAGCUUAUCCGACGUGGUGCCAACGUGAACGCUUGUAUGAAGGAUGGUGCCAGCCCGCUAUUCAUCGCAGCACAGAACGGGCACGAAGAAGUGUGCGUCACAUUACUUCGUCACGGCGCGGCCGCGGACGCCGCGCGGGCCGACGGCGCCAGCGCGCUGUGGAUCGCGGCGCAGUGCGGGCACGACCACGUGGCGCGCGCGCUGCUCGCUGCUGGCGCGCCUGUUGACCAGCUCAGACAGGACGGAGCCACGCCGCUGUUCAAGGCGGCGCACAAGGGGCACGCCGCCGUCGUGGCCGAGCUGCUCAAGUACAAGCCCAACCUCGGGAUCCUGCCGAACGGUCAGUCAGCGCUGCACGGCGCGGCGAUGUUCGGUCAGCUGUCGUGCGUGCGGCUCCUGGCGCGAGUGUCGCCGCGCGCGCGCUCCGCCGCCGGCCUCACGCCGCUGCAGGCCGCCGCCGCCGCGCGUAAGACCGACGUCGUCGCCUACCUGCGCCGUCUCGAGCACUCCUGAUACAAGCGCACGCAAGCUGACGCCUGAUCACCGACGCUGGCCUUAUGCUGACGCCUGAUCAACGACGUUCACUUUAUGCUGACGCCUGAUCAGGAGGCUCGAGCAAGACCGACGUCGUCGCCUACCUACGUCGCCUCGAACACUCCUGAUACUCGCGCAAUCCGCAUGCUGACGCCUGAUCAAUGACGCUCACCUCAUGCUGACGCCUGAUCAACGACGUUCACUUUAUGCUGACGCCUGAUCAACUACGCUCACCUCAUACUGACGCCUGAUCAACGACGCUCACCUCAUGCUGACGCCUGAUCAACAAGGUUCACUUUUUGCUGACGCCUGAUCAGGGGGCUUGAGCAUAAACCAGUCUGGAUUCAAGCCUGUGACCGUUGCACCGCGUCGACCACUCCCGAUACCCACGCGAGCCGCAUGCUGACGCCUGAUCAGGAGGAGGUUCGAGCAUGUACCACUCUGGAUUCAAGCCUGUGACCGCUGCGCCGCCUCGAACACUCCUAAUACUCGCGCAAGCCGCAUGCUGACGCCUGAUCAACGAGGUUCACCUUUUUCUGACACCUGAUCAGGGGAGACUCGAGCAUGAACCACUCUAGAUUCAAUCAAUCCUGUGACUAUUGCGCCGCCUCGACCACGCCUGAUACCCGCACAAGCCGCAUGCUGACACCUCAUCACGACUCUCACCUGAUGCUGACGCCUGAUCAGCAGGCUCAAGCAUGAAUCACUCUGGAUUCAAUCAAGCCCGUGACCGUUGCGCCGCCACGACCACGCACUCAACUACAAACGGUUUUAAAUUGUAGAAGCAUAAUAAUAUACUUACGUUACUUUUUACUGAGGUGCGGUAACUGGUAUGCUGACACAGCGAAGAACAGCAUUUACGCACCAUUAUUUAUUAUUAUUACAUGAAUCAAAUAUUUACAAAACGCACACAUUUAUCUUUCUUUACUAGAACUCUCAGUAUAUAAGCCAAAUCUAAAAAAAAUUUACAUUUUAAAAUUAAUUUAAGGGUAAUCUCGAAUUCAAUGCAAUUUUAAAAUAUCUGAUGUAAUUUUUUAAUGUAUUUUAUGAUAUUAUUAACACGAACUCUCAUGUAUUCAUAGGGUAAAAUCAUAAGACAUAAAAGUAUACUAUUUUGUAUAUUAUACACUUUCAUAGCCAUAUCGUGCAGCUUUAGCCACUCGCCUUAUGCAAGAAUACCUCACACAUUACUGUUAUCUACUAUUUGUUAUAAGCAAAUGGCGGUAGAUGUUACUUUAACUUGUAUUAUUAGUAUGAACUUAAAUUUUAUUGUUCUUGAAAAUCAGUUAACUUUUAAAAAUUACCAAAAAUGUCAGUUAAAAAAUAAUCAUUUAUUAAUUCUAUAGCAUAUUAUUAAACUAUUAUGUUGUAUUACAAUACCUUGUGGCAAUAAUUAUUGCACAUCUACCGCCGUUUUUAUCUUUCAUGAAUCUUAUGAGCGUUGAUUUGUGGUGCUGGUAGCAUAAUCAUUUUUCGUUUGACUAGUCACACUAGCUAUGUAUUUACUUGUUACUUGUAUUUAUUUUACACCAAUUGUUCUAUUUUAAAUUUGUUUCUUAAUAAAAUACACAUUAUAUAUUUUUAAAAUUGAUUGAUUAAAUAAAUACUGAGCUUAUCACCGAAUAUACUAAGCAACAGCACUUGUACUUAUAUACACUGUGAUAAAAUAGUCAAUUGGUGUGAAAUAUAUAAAAAACUAGAAACAUACACUUACCUUUAGCCUAGGAAAUUGUAUUUUUCAUACAAUCACAUAGGUAAAUGUUGCAUAAUAAUCGUAUGUUAUAAGGUACUUUGGAAUCUGUCUGUUGUAUCGAUAUUUUAAUCGGAGCAUGUAGGUGUAAUUUAUUUUUAGAAUAGCUUUUGUUAUCUAUAGUUUCAGCUGUAAUAUCUGAAAUUGAAGAAAAAAUAAUAGGUUGUAUUAUAAUAAUAAAUAUUUAUUUCUUUUUUUUAUAUAUAAAAUUACUAAUGUCAUCCGUAAUGGGCGGCUGAGCGCUCAAUUAUUAUAAUAAUUGUUGUAUAUGUCUAAGAUAUCGUAAUUAUGAGAUAUAAUGUGUGAUGAGGUUUGAAUCUUAGUAUGUAAUCGAAGUAUAAAACUAACACUACUUGUUUUAAGAUUAUAAACUCGCAUAAUUUUGUUACCAAUCGUGUAUUCUUUGUCUUUGUCCUCGCAAGGAUUAUAAUCACAAUUAUUUUGUUAUUCAUAAUACCACUAUUCACUACACGAGGAGUACGCAAAUAAAAAAACUGUUUUAUACAAUAUUUACUUUAUUACAUACUAAUAACUAAUAAUAUUUUAUAGUAAUUAUAUAAUCUUACUUUUAUUGUCAUGAUAUUUUAAAUGUCAUUUUACAUGUAUGCUCUUAUAUUCCGAAAAGUAAAAAUCAUACUAUUCGUGUAGGGUUAUUUUAUUCAUAAGCAUUUGCAUAAAGAAAAUACAAUGUAUUGCAGUGAGUGAAUGUAUGUGUAAUAAUAAUUAUUAAGUACACGAGGGUAUGGUGUUUGUUGAGUUUUUAUUUAUUACGAAAUAUAGUUGUUUAUAAACCUAUAA
Messenger RNA from Ostrinia nubilalis (European corn borer), 3840 nucleotides. RefSeq names its product ankyrin repeat domain-containing protein 29. Lineage: Eukaryota; Metazoa; Arthropoda; Insecta; Lepidoptera; Crambidae. The transcript has 8 exons. Gene Ontology annotation, molecular function: protein binding. Bases 381 to 1271 code for a protein of 296 amino acids. The record is from RefSeq and is a predicted model, not a curated record.